UCGACGGUAGCAGAGAAGCUAGAAAAUGAGUUGCCGACUUAUGGACGAGCUGGUCUACUAUUCGCUGCUUACUUUGGCUACCUAUCCUGUUUAAUAUAUUUGUUGGAGGUAUUCUUCUCAUCGUCUGAAAUCCGUGAACUAAUCCGUAAUAAGACCCCGGAAUUCGUAGAGGACCUGAGAGAACCGAAGUUGGUCUCCUCACGUGAUCCACGUGGAAGAACUGCAUUACAUUUGGCGUCAUGGAGGGGCCAUUACCAAUGUGUAGAAUAUUUGAUGGAGAAAGGGGUGGAACUGGAAGCGGCUGACGAUGAGGGUGCAACAGCUCUUAUGUAUGCAGUAAAGGAAGCGAACUCGGUGCACAUUGUUGAGUACCUUUUGAACAGUGGAGCAGAUGUAUCAAGGAAGGAUUGCAAUAACAAUACAGCGUUGCAUCAUUGCUGUUUGAGUAAAAACGAAGAUUGCGGCAAGGUGCUGGCGAAUCAUUUGGCCAAGUCUGAUCCGAAACGGGAAAUUUGUAAUGCUACCAACAAUAAUGGCGAAACGUGA
This is a messenger RNA of Haemonchus placei, 546 nucleotides long. The record is from the annotation of a GenBank genome assembly. Lineage: Eukaryota; Metazoa; Nematoda; Chromadorea; Rhabditida; Trichostrongylidae.